Molecule: messenger RNA, 1284 nt
Organism: Wasmannia auropunctata (little fire ant)
Lineage: Eukaryota; Metazoa; Arthropoda; Insecta; Hymenoptera; Formicidae
Product: odorant receptor 13a-like
Exons: 4
Coding region: 1-1284 (427 amino acids)
Biological process (GO): sensory perception of smell; detection of chemical stimulus involved in sensory perception of smell
Cellular component (GO): plasma membrane
Molecular function (GO): odorant binding; olfactory receptor activity
Source: RefSeq, a predicted model, not a curated record
AUGAAUCGUAAUACCUGCAUUGUGUCGGUGUACCGGGAACAUCAUCGGUUAUUGGCAUCAGUUACGGUCAUUACGGUCGACCCAAUGGCAAGUGAACGAUGGAAAAACGAUGUCGCACACGCGAUGAUCCCCUUCAAGCUGUUAGCGUGGCCCAUCGGCGUUUGGCCACUUCAAGUUUAUAACGUCUAUUCGCUAAUACGGUUCAUCUUGUCCACUUGUUGCAUGAGCACAAUAGUGAUCUUGCCUUCCAUGGAGUUUCACAUGGGCUGCACGAACACGGAGCAGAAUAUAGACGGUCUCAUGUUGGCCUGUUGCGGUGUACUAGGAGUACUGAAGAGUAUAUGUUUUCGCAUUUACGCGAAAAACCUAACUGACAAUUACAGUUCCGCCCGGGAUGAUUAUCUGACGAUUGAAAAUAUGGAGCACCGCGCUAUCAUGCAUAGACACGGUUUUAUAGGAAGAAUUCUCUCCUGUUUUAUGGUGUGCUUCUCCUACGUUAGUGUGAUAAUAUAUUCGCUAAUUCCUCUUCUGGGUGAAGAUCCGACUAGUAAGCAAGAUAGUCAGAUCAACGUAACAAUUGAAGACGCUGUAUUGGACUAUCCAAUACCAUCAAGAUGCGCGUUAGAAUACUUGCAUAUCCCAACGAGCAUAUAUAAAACUGUUUGUCUCUUGGAGUUUAUUGUCCUAGUACUUACAUGUACUUGUAAUCACGGUAAUGACUCUUUGUUUCUCAAUAUCACAUUGCAUGUAUGUGGUCAAGUGAAAAUUUUAAAAGCCAAUUUCGUCGACUUUGUUGUCUCAAGUCCACAAGUUUACGAUCGUUUCAAUGUUCUAAUUCAGAGACAUAACUAUCUAAUGGAAUUGGCCAAGGAACUGGCCGAAACGAUCAGUGUAGUUUUGUUGACACAGUUAUUUAUUAGCAGCGUCCUGUUGUGUAUAAUGGGGUUUCAAUUUAUCUUAGCGUUAAAAACACACAAUGUUGUUGUGAUGGGGAAAAGCUGCAUGGUAUUGUGUACCAUGAUGACACAAUUAACCGUAUACAGUUUUGUCGGGGAUUACUUGAAAUCCCAAAUGGAAGAAGUUGGAUUUUUCAUUUAUCAAAGCGCCUGGUACGAUCUUCCUGCAAAGCUGGCGAGACAUUUAAUCUUCGUCAUCAUGCGAACAAAAUCGCCCGUCAAGCUGCUGGCUGGAAAUUUCAUUGUGGUAAACCUGGCAACUUAUAUGAGUAUCCUGAAAACUUCUAUUUCGUACUUAUCUGUACUACGUGUGAUGAUAGAAACAUAA